Molecule: messenger RNA, 902 nt
Organism: Dermacentor silvarum
Lineage: Eukaryota; Metazoa; Arthropoda; Arachnida; Ixodida; Ixodidae
Product: peptidase M20 domain-containing protein 2
Exons: 4
Coding region: 124-897 (257 amino acids)
Molecular function (GO): dipeptidase activity
Source: RefSeq, a predicted model, not a curated record
UAAGCACGUCUUUUGUCUUGCCCUCGACAGCUCGUGGUUCUUGGCACGCCAGCCGAGGAGCACGCCUGUGGCAAGGAGCUUCUCAUCCGCCAGGGGGCGCUCGAUGGCAUCGAAGUGGCCAUCAUGUCGCACCCAACUCCCGCCGAUGUUGUGGCACCUCUUUUUUCAGCGUUGCAGGAGCUCGUGGUGCGAUUCAAAGGCAAGUCUGCUCAUGCUGCUGCUUACCCUUGGGAAGGCGUGAAUGCCCUCGAUGCUGCCAUUGCUUCCUUCGUCAACAUUGGCCUCCUCCGCCAACAGUGCAAGCCAUCUUCCUGGAUUCACGGUAUUAUCGCGGAAGGUGGCAAGUAUGCCAACGUCAUUCCGGAGGAGACGGAACUCCGCUUCUGCGUGCGCUCCGAGUCCUACGCCGAACUGAUAUCGCUUCGAGACCGAGUCGAGGCCUGUUUCAAGGGCGCAGCCGAGGCCACAGGCUGCGUGGUGAGCAUCUGCAGGGAAAUCGCUUACAUGGAAGUCAUCCAGAACGCCACCAUCGCUGCCUCCUACCGGAAGCACGGCCACUCACUCGCGUUGAACUUCAUCGACGACUACGUGAAAAAGAUACCGGUCAGCGGAGGGUCUACGGACUGCGGCAACGUGUCCCAUCGCGUGCCCACCUUGCACGCCGUGUACAGCGUCGGGUCGAAGGAGAAGGUGCGGGGACCGGCCAACCACACUCACCAGUUCGCAACCCUGGCCGGCUCCGAGGAGGCCCAGCCGCCGACUCUGCGAACGGCCAAAGUGCUGGCACUAACCGUGCUCGACCUGUUGACGGACGCAGAGCUGAUGCGCAAAGCGCAGGCAGAGUUCGCUGCUCUUCAGCUCCAGUCAGACGCUGAGCUGCAAGCAAUGACGCAGUGAAUAAA